Messenger RNA from Salarias fasciatus (jewelled blenny), 1554 nucleotides. Its product is annotated as bifunctional apoptosis regulator-like. Gene Ontology annotation, biological process: proteasome-mediated ubiquitin-dependent protein catabolic process. Gene Ontology annotation, cellular component: nucleus. The record is from RefSeq and is a predicted model, not a curated record. The coding region runs from base 1 to 1554 and encodes 517 amino acids. Lineage: Eukaryota; Metazoa; Chordata; Actinopteri; Blenniiformes; Blenniidae. The transcript has 10 exons. Gene Ontology annotation, molecular function: protein binding; metal ion binding; ubiquitin protein ligase activity.
AUGGGAAACACCACCAGUGGGGCCACGCACACUGGAAGAAGUCAAAGGUCAUUAACACUGGGGCUCCAGCACCCGACCCCCAGCCCCAUCAGACCAAGGGAACCCGCACACCAAGGUGUGGGACCAGAGGACCCGAGCACGCUAACCCCAGCAGUGGAGAAACCCAGAUUCACCAUUCAGGAUCAAGACUCCACAAUGAUCGGAAACCAGGCUGAAAACCAGGCUGAGCCGCCUGCCCAGGCUGGAAACCAGGCUGGAAACCAGGCUGGAAACCCGGCUGAGCCACCUGGAACCAAGUUGCAAGUCAAGCUGCAGAAGAUGGCUCCGGAUGUCCCCGAGUACUUCAUGGUCAACCCCAUACGCCAAGAACCAGCCUUUCAGGCAGAGGACGAGGACUUGGACCCCAGCUGCGCGUGCCUGUGCUGCUGGGACGUGCUGGUGGACCCCGUCACGCUGCUCUGCCAGCACACCUUCUGCCUGCACUGCCUGGCCCUGUGGUUCGACGUCUCCGAGAGGGACGUGUGUCCCCAGUGCUUGGAGGAGUGGUUCAUUUAUCCUGAGAUCGACGUGGAGCUGAGGGACACCGUUAACGGGCUCUUCUACAGCAGCGUGCAGCGCCGCAGAUCGCAGAUCCAGCGCGAUGCCAGGAUCAGCCGCAGUCUGAGGCGACUGGAGAGAACUGUGCUCAAUGGAAGAUGGAAGGUGUUGGUGUCGUUGAUUCGGGAGAACACCAAGAUGCAAGACAAGCAGGACCAGCUGACGACUGAUCCCGCCACAAAGUGGAAUCCCAACGAUGUGGCGUCUUGGCUGGACAUGAUGGGGCCGUGGGCUGAGCAGUACAAGGAGGCCUUCAAGCAGGGGAUAGACUAUGGACGAAGCCUGGUGAUUCCGGAGGAAGACCUGCAGAAGCCUGUCUUCAACAUGGAAGAUAAAACCCACGGAGACGUGUUCUUGGACGAACUGAAGACACUCUGGGAAUUCAAGGUGCCCAUUGAUCAGAAGUCUCUGUUCCUGAUGCUCGCAAUGAAGUUCUCCCCUCGCCUCACCAUGCUGUACCUGUACGUGUUUGACUACUACGACGCCUUCCUGCCCUUCCUGCACGCCUGCUGUCCCAACACGGAUGCCAGCAGCCCGGUAAAGCACACUCAUCCUGUGCUUCUGUGUGUUCUCCAGAUGGAUACGACCUGGCUGCAGUGGGCGGAGUUCCUGUUCAAAUACUGUGUGCUCCCGUUCCAGCUGGCCGGAGAGUACACCUGGAACCUGGUGUCUGACCAAUCCUGGACCUUCUUCUUCAUCUUCCUCAACGCCAUGCUGCUGUCCGUGCUGGAGUUCUGCAUCCUCUUCAGGCUGUUUUUCUUUUCCAGCAUCAGGGAUCUGUGCACGGAGUUUGUCAUCCACGUUCGGAAUUGGCUCGUCAUCGCCGCUGUCGUCGCUCUCGUCUGGCACUGCAUCUCGCAGUUUACGUUCCACUGCCUCGUCUUCCUUGGGCUCUUCCUGAGUCCCCUCAUGUCCUUCCACAUGCUCCUGAGGAUGCUGCAGUUCCCCGAACCGUAG